GCUGGCGACACGGUGGGCGUGGUUCGCAAGGAGGACGGGACGCUGCAUUUCUUCGUCAACGGGGUGGCGCAGGGGCCGGCCGCCUGGAACGUGCCCCCCAAUGUCUACGCCGUGGUGGAUCUGUAUGGGCAGGCGGCGCAGGCCACCAUCCUCGACGACACGGAUCUCCUCCCGCUGCCCGAUGACCUGUCGGAGGGCAACAACCAGCUGUCGCCCAGCAGCCCCUCGUCCGCGGCCUCUGUGAGCGACCUGCGCUUCCACCAGCUGCACGGCGCGAACGCGGUGAUCACCAACGGCGGGCGCACGGCGCUGCGCCAGAACUGUCGUAGCGAGUUCAACGACGCCAUCGUCAUCUCCAACCGGGCCCUCCGGGACGGUGAACUCUUUGAGAUCGUCAUUCAGAAGAUGGUGGAUCGCUGGUCCGGCUCUAUAGAGGCAGGGGUCACGGCCAUCCGGCCCGAAGACCUGGAGUUCCCCAACACCAUGACGGACAUCGACUACGACACCUGGAUGCUCAGCGGCACGGCCAUCAUGCAGGACGGCAACACCAUGCGCAACAACUACGGCUGCGACCUGGACUCGCUGACUACGGGCUCCCGCAUCGGCAUGAUGCGCACGGCCAAGGGCGACCUGCACUACUUCAUCAACGGCGUGGACCAGGGCGUGGCCUGCUCCAGCCUGCCCCCCGCCAAGGAGGUGUACGCCGUGGUGGAUCUCUACGGCCAGUGCGUCCAGGUGUCCAUCACCAGCGCCACGGGCCCCAUGGACAACAGCCUGUCGACCAGCAACAUCACCGAGAAAUCCUUCCCCAUCCACUCGCCUGUGCCAGGCGUGGCUCACCGCUUCCACAGCAGCUGCGGGAAGAACGUGGCCUUCCAGGACGACGGGUGCCGGGCUGUGCGCGUGGCCGGCUACUGCCACGGCAUCGUCUUCAGCAUGAAGGAGCUGAAGGCCGACGAGGUGUUUGAGGUGAAGAUCGAGGAGCUGGACGAGAAGUGGUCGGGCUCCUUCCACGUGGGGCUGACCACGUUGCUGCCCUCCGAGGUGCCCUACGCGGCCACAGGGCUGCCAGCCUCCCUGCUGGAGCUGCACUCCAAGGCCACCUGGCUGGUGGCCGGCUCCGAGGUGCGGCGCAAUGGCCAGCUGCAGAAGCAGAACUACGGCUGCUCGCUGGAGAGGCUGGGG
Terrapene triunguis (Three-toed box turtle) is the source of this 1185-nucleotide messenger RNA. RefSeq names its product neuralized-like protein 4. The transcript is spliced from 8 exons. Lineage: Eukaryota; Metazoa; Chordata; Testudines; Emydidae. The annotation marks the transcript as partial. The record is from RefSeq and is a predicted model, not a curated record.